This is a messenger RNA of Rotaria sp. Silwood2, 909 nucleotides long. Lineage: Eukaryota; Metazoa; Rotifera; Eurotatoria; Philodinida; Philodinidae. The record is from the annotation of a GenBank genome assembly.
AUGCAUGGUGUCAUGGCAACUGCUGAUGACAUGAAUGAGCUUGGCGGUUGGCUUACCGCAUCAUUUUCAGGUAUCUACGUUGUUUCGAUCGAGAUUGGCAAUGGAUACGAUGAUUCGUUUUUAUUACCAAUGAACAAACAAGUAGAACUCUUUUGCGCCACUGUUCUUGCUGAUGAACAUUUGCGUGAUGGUUUCAACAUGCUUGGCAUUUCACAAGGUAGUCUAAUUGUGAGAGGAGCUGUUGAACGAUGUUCGCUGCCGGUCUACAAUUUGAUUACGAUUGUCGGUGCUCCUCAAGGUAUCUUUAGUGAUCCCUCUCGUAGGUUGCUUCCUCGCCAAUUUUGGGAAUUAGUUUCAAAAUAUGCAUAUGAAGAGUCUGUCCAAAAUGUGAUUAGUAUUACGGGCUUCUGGUGUGAUCCUUUUCAACUGGAGAAGUACACAAAUCGAAGUCAUUUUCUUUCUAACAUUAAUAAUGAACGUGAAGUUCACAAUGAAACUUAUCGUACGAAUAUGCUCAAGCUCAACGCAUUUGUUAUGACCUAUUCAGACAUAGAUGAGGUUAUAACGCCACCACAAUCGUUGGAACCUGAAACAUGGAAUCAGUCACGUCAAUUUACAGAAGAUCUCAUCGGAAUGCUGGCAUUGCCUCAAAAACCUGUUACUCUAUUAAAUACAUCAUUGUCACUUGAUGUAUUAGAUAUUCUUUUACGUGAAAAACAACAAUUCAAUAAUGAUGAAUGUGAAAUAACCGAUGUAUUCGUCAAUAAACCGAUAAAACAGAAACGCAAAAACCAUGAUAAUGUACUUCAAUUAUCAUCUUCAGAUAAUACUGAUGAUCAUGAUAAUGAAAAUAAAGAUGUUUUGCCUCUUCCACUUUGGGAUCGAAUUCGACAACGGACAGUUGUUUAA